Fraxinus pennsylvanica is the source of this 531-nucleotide messenger RNA. NCBI's taxonomy places the organism in Eukaryota, Viridiplantae, Streptophyta, Magnoliopsida, Lamiales, Oleaceae. The record is from the annotation of a GenBank genome assembly.
AUGCCAAUCCAGGGGGAAAUCCCCCUGAACUGUUUCACUUAUAUUGUCUCAUUUUAUAGCCGAGUCUUUCAGACCAUGGAUAAAAAGAGGCAUAGUUUUGUGAUGGUGGAUGGCUGUGUAUUUUUCUUUAGUGAAAGAGUCUUGGAAACCCAGGCAUUCUCUGCUGAGACUAGUGAACUCUCUCGUUUGCCAUGUAACAACGCCAACGGUCAGAUAGGCACCGGUGCUUCCACGAAAGCCCUUUUAUUGGGAAAGCCUAGGAAGCAUGAGAAAAGGCAAAUGAAGGAACAUGUAAUUGCUAUGAGACAUACUGAAUUGGAGGAAGUCAAGGAUAAUUCAGAAGCUAUGGAUUCAAAAGAUCAAGGUUCAACUGUUUCUCAUUACAUAAGUAUUUGGAACAAUGAGGGAAGGUCCAGCUCUCAAAACUUGCAAAAGAAUUGGUGUCAUCAAGUGCGGAUUGUUCUUUCGGUUGAUGCUUUAGUGUGUAUUGUGUUAUUCCUAGUUUGGUUAGGUUCUUCAGCAUUCAUUUAA